This is a messenger RNA of Clupea harengus (Atlantic herring), 2266 nucleotides long. RefSeq names its product ATP binding cassette subfamily G member 8 (gene abcg8). Gene Ontology annotation, cellular component: plasma membrane; signaling receptor complex. The record is from RefSeq and is a predicted model, not a curated record. Gene Ontology annotation, molecular function: ABC-type transporter activity; ATP hydrolysis activity; ATP binding. Gene Ontology annotation, biological process: cholesterol homeostasis; transmembrane transport; cholesterol efflux. Lineage: Eukaryota; Metazoa; Chordata; Actinopteri; Clupeiformes; Clupeidae.
GUAUUCUUUGGGAGUGCAACAAGUGGAGCUCGGUCUCCAUUGGCACCUAACGGACCUACAGACCGAGCAGAGGAAGUUCCGAGGACCCCAUGUCGUGAUACUCUCAGUGGAUACAGAAAGACCGACGUUAGGGCCAUGAUGGAUAACGGAAGCGUGUUUGACUCUGAGAGUCACACUGGCUCUCUAAAAUCUUUCAAAACGGGACGUGACAUCAGGCUCUUCUCAUCCCCUGAGGAGGACAGCAGUCUUUAUUUCACCUACAGCGGAGGACAGAGUAAGCUGGAGGUUGUGAACUUGAACUAUGAGGUGGACACUGCGGCUCAGAUCCCGUGGUAUGAGAAGCUGUCUGAGUUUAAGAUGCCGUGGGAGGUGCAGGGGAGUAAACAGACAGCCAUCCAGGGCCUCAACCUGCGUGUGCACAGUGGCCAGAUGCUGGCCGUCAUCGGCAGUUCAGGCUGCGGUAAAACGUCCUUGCUGGACAUCAUCACCUGCAGGGACGAGGGCGGCAGCUUGACGUCGGGGCAGGUCCUGAUCAACGGGACGCCGAGCACGCCCGCGCUCGUCCGCAAGAGCAUCGCCCACGUGCGCCAGGAUGACCGGCUGCUGCCGCACCUCACCGUCAGGGAGACACUGGCCUUCGUUGCUAAGCUACGGCUACCCGCACACUUUUCACAGAAGCAGAGGGACCAGAGGGUUGAUGAUGUCAUCGCUGAGCUACGUCUGCGUCAGUGUGCGAACACACGUGUGGGGAACGAGUACGUGAGGGGGGUGUCUGGGGGGGAGAGGAGAAGGGUCAGCAUCGCAGUGCAGCUGCUUUGGAACCCAGGUAUCCUUAUCCUGGACGAGCCCACAUCUGGUCUGGACAGCUUCACAGCCCAUAACCUGGUCAUCACUCUGUCCCGCCUGGCGCAGGGGAACCGUUUGGUUCUGCUCUCGGUCCACCAGCCGCGCUCCGACAUCUUCCAGCUCUUCGACCUGGUGGCUCUACUGGCGGCCGGGUCGCCUGUCUACUGUGGCCCGGCCCGAGACAUGGUGUCCUACUUCACGUCCCUGGGCCACCCCUGUCCCCGAUACUGCAACCCCUCAGACUUCUACGUGGAUCUGAUCAGCAUCGACCGUCGCAUUCCAGAGAAGGAGGCAGAGUGUAAGGAGCGGGCUCGGGUUCUGGCGGCCCAGUUCGUGGAGAAGGUGAGCGGCACAGAUGACUUCAUGUGGAAGCCGCAGGACUCCACCGCCCCGGCCCUCGACGGCCAAACCAGCUCUCCCUCCUGUCCAGGUGAGGAGGUCAUCACUGUAUCCAAAAAGAGAGAUCGCUUACCGGGUCGUCUGCACCAGUUCACCACCCUCUUCAGGCGACAGGUGUUCAACGACUACCGUGACCUGGUGACCCUUCUGGUGCACGGCUUGGAGGCCCUGCUGAUGUCUCUUCUGAUUGGCUUCCUGUACUUCGGGGCGGGGCCUGAUAAGCUGUCCAUCCAGGAUACAGUGGCGCUGCUCUAUAUGAUCGGCGCUCUCACACCCUUCGCUGUGGUGCUGGACGUCAUAGCCAAGUGUCAUUCUGAGCGAGCCAUGCUCUACCAUGAACUAGAGGACGGCAUGUACUCCGUCACGUCAUACUUCUUUGCCAAGAUUCUCGGUGAGCUCCCAGAACACUGCGUCUUCACACUGGUCUACAGUGUGCCCAUCUACUGGCUGGCGGGCAUGAACGAGGCGCCCGACCGCUUUUUCCUCAACUUUCUGCUGGUGUGGUUGAUGGUCUACUGCAGCCGAUCAAUGGCGCUGUUUGUGGCUGCGGCGUUCCCGACUCUUCAGAGCUCCGCAUUCAUGGGCAACGCGUUCUUCACAGUCUUUUACCUCACUGGCGGCUUUGUUAUCAAUUUGGAGAAUUUGUGGCUGGUGGCCUCAUGGUUCUCGCACGCAUCCUUCAUGCGCUGGGGCUUCGACGGCAUGCUGCAGGUGCAGUUUCGGGGCCUCCAGUUGCCCGUCAGCAUCGGCAACUUUACCUUCAACGUGGACGGAAUACACGUGGUGGAGGCGAUGCAUAUGAACCAGUACCCACUCUAUUCCUGCUACUUGGUCCUGAUCGCAGUGUGCGUGGUUUUCAUGCUGCUCUACUACCUGUCAAUCAAAUUCAUCAAGCAGAAGUCCAGUCAGGAUUGGUGAGGUUGGGGACGGACGCGCGUCAUUGCACUACCAAAGUCUGCCGCUGGAUGGCAGCAGAGUAUUGCAAUAUUUUUUCAAAAAAUAAAAAAAAGUGUACCUUUAA